Polyodon spathula (Mississippi paddlefish) is the source of this 4962-nucleotide messenger RNA. It is a transcript of the gene ttc41, whose product is annotated as putative tetratricopeptide repeat protein 41. Bases 348 to 4469 code for a protein of 1373 amino acids. The record is from RefSeq and is a predicted model, not a curated record. Gene Ontology annotation, molecular function: protein binding. Gene Ontology annotation, cellular component: Cul4-RING E3 ubiquitin ligase complex. Lineage: Eukaryota; Metazoa; Chordata; Actinopteri; Acipenseriformes; Polyodontidae. The transcript is spliced from 17 exons.
AGUAAAAUGAUUUAUAAGAGACCGUGUGAAGGCAGUCCAUCCGGGUAAUGGGAACGUUUACCUUGGCAACCAGGAUUGUCGCUGUUGCUAUGGUAUUAUUAUUGCCUGUUACAUUCCCGAAGGAUAAUCUGCAGCAUGGAUUGUUUUGAGGAGCGGGUUAGGUGCCUAUGAGUUCAAGAUUUUACAAAGCAGUACGUUCUGGAUAUAUCCGCAAACAAUUCCAUUAUUUACUGGUAUACACUUGGUGUUGUACACUUAGAAGGAUAUCAGACUUAUCUUUUCCUGGAUAAAAUAUAAAGAAUGAGAAAAGCCACAAAAUAAGUAAAGAAAAUAUUUAAAAAGUAACCAUGGUAGAUUUAGAUUGCUCUAGAGAAGACAGUGAAAUUCACAGUUGCUUCCAUUUCACCCAGAAGACACCCAUUCAGCCAUUCCUGUGCUCAACCCUGGAUGAUUUCCACCAAGAAAGGGAUUACUUAUCAACUGAGAUCUUCCCACAGCUUGACAUGCUUUGUAGGGCAAGGGGAACCUACUUCAAAGCUGUAGACCUCAGAUGGGACACAGAAGAAAUCCAGAGCAGUUCCCAUUUUGAGCCAAAGAUCCCUUGUAAACAUCACCCUCACUACCAGCAUUUCUCCUCCCAGCAGCUGAAGAUCAACCUGGAUUACAUCAGUAGCUCCUUUCCAUUUUUCAUUUGCAUAUUGGGCCACCAAUAUGGAGAGUUUCGUCCAGAAAACUCCAAGCUUUUGCCAGUUUCUGUAGCCAGUCUUGAAGGGCUAUCCAAAGUGGAAAAAAAUCUAUAUGUCGCGAGUAAAAAUGGCUAUCCCUGGGUGCUCCAUGAAGAGAACCAAAACUGUAGCUUGACUGAGCUUGAGAUCAUCCAAGCAGCCUUUCUGAAUGACCCCCAGGCCAGCUUCUUCUACUUCAGGGAUUGUCGCCACAUAGAGGAUAAGAUCCUAGAUACCCUUGAUGAAGAAAAACAGAAGAUUCUGAGUACAUUUUCUAGUCGGAUGGAUUAUGAGGAGUUGAAGGUGAGGGAGCUUAAAACCAGAAUCAUCAAUAAGGGUCUGAAAGUCAGUUUUUUCAGAAAUCUACGCGAGUUUGGAGAGCUGGUGUUAAAAGACUGGACGGGUGUUAUUGAACAGUGUUAUCCUCUGGACUCAAUUCCUACAAACAUAGGCCAUGAACUCAGUCUAGAACGUGUAUACCAUGAAGCUUUUGCAGACAGGCUCUGUAAAUGGUUUGUUCCUUCGGUUGAGUACUGGCAGAUCUUUGAAACACUGGACUCAUUUGUACUUUCAACUACAUCUAAUAUGAAGACACAUCAUUGUGGCUUUCUGGAAGGCACUUUCGAAGUCAAGAACUCAAGACCGCAAUAUGAAACAGACAUUGAACGAAAGGCCAUCUUCUUGCUAUAUGGAGACAGGGGAUGUGGCAAGUCAUCUAUGGUUUCCAGCUGGCUAAAGUCUUUCAGACAGAACCACCCAAGUCAGCUGGUGAUAUCUCACUAUGUUGGAAGCAGUUCUUCCAGCACAGAUGUCAGGUCUUUUCUAAGACGCUGCAUUACAGAGCUUCGUUGUGACUACUUUGGUAUAGAGGAUGAACCUGAUAUCCCUCUGUUCAGUGAAAGUUCUUCAGAAGCCUGGAUUUUCCCCUUGGUUGUCCAGUCCUUUGUAGCAGCGGCUGGACUGAGACCAUGUGUGCUGGUGCUGGAUGGGAUUGAUGAACUGUCUGGGACUUUUGGCCUGUCUGCUCAGCAGGUGAAAGAGUUUCAGUGGCUUCCCCAACCUUUGCCGCCUCAUUGUAAGAUUAUAUUCACUACCACCUCUUCAGACCUUUCAUGCAGGUCGAUCAGAUGCCGGCAAGAUGUCCUUCUGGUUCAUUGCCCCUGUCAGCCAGACUCAGAAAUCAGAGGCAGUAUUCUACAGAAACACCUGGCAAUGCCAUGUAAAGAAGUUCCAAGCUUUCAGCUUGGAAACAUUAUGGGUAAAAAGCUAAGCAUGCUCCCGGUGUUCUUGUCGGUACUGGGCUGCGAGCUGCGGACCUGUGGGGUCUUAAGAGACCAAGAGGAAUGCCUGGAGGAAUACCUAGAGGUUCUUUCCCUCCAGGAGCUGUGGGCACUGGUGUUACAGCGUUGGGUUCAGGAUUAUAGCUGGGCAAUUGAGAGGAAAGCAAGCAGCAAAAGGAAGAGGGCAGUGCUACCUAAUACUCCUCAAAGAGGGAUGGAAGGCUGGGUGUCGGACACUCUGUGUUUAAUUUGUCUCUCUCGCUGUGGACUGAGAGAACAGGAGGUUCUGAAGCUUCUCGGGAGCCUGGGUUAUUCUGGGGAUCUGGAGGUGUCCAUCUUUGACUGGGCUGUGUUCCGUUCAGCCACCAGGGAGUGGAUCGAGGAGAGACCCGAUGGACUUCUCAACUUCACACACCAUUCCUUACGCCACGCUGUGGAGCACCAGCUACUGAGAGCCGUCACUCCAGUGACUGAAAGCCACCUCAGUUCAAUUGAGGACCCCUCUAGCAGCAGAAAGACCGAGUUACACCGGCUGCUAGCCCUGUUCUUUCAGCAGCAGCAUCCCUUCAGGAGGGUCUACAUGGAGUUCCCCUGGCAUUUGCAGAGGUGUGGGGACUGGAGUGAGCUGCAUGCCUUCAUUUCUGAUCCCGUCACUGUUGGUUUUGUGUCCAGCAACUCAACAUAUUCCCAUCAGCAAAAGAUGGACCUUGUUCAGUACUGGAAGGUUUUGUCAGAAAAAGGCUACAACCCUUCUGUCUCUUAUCAGAACCUAGUCCGGGAAAUAACUACAGACUCCCACCACGAAUCAGAAGGAAGGAAAAGCACAGUUGCAGUCAUAGGUGAUCCUGAAGAUUGUGAGAAUGAGACAAACAGGACUAAAAGUACAUUCCUCAGUGAAGCCCUUAGCAGAGACAAAGGCAAAGAAGAGUUAUCCUUGCUAGACAAGUGUACUCAACGAAGGCUAAUAGUUUUCGCUGCAGAAAUAUUAGAUUAUCUGCGAAUGACACCGGAAGCUGAGGAGCUGCUAUUGGUGUCUGAGUCUCUGCUUUCUGAGACUAAUAUGCAGGAGGAAAAGAAGAUGCACAUUCUGCUAAGAGUUCAGCAGUGCCUAGGGGACCUCUGCUAUAGAACAGGUAAUCUGCAAGAGGCUGAGAGUUAUUGGUUCAAGGCUUUGGCCACUGCAGAGCCCUUAUUAACAUGCUCUAAUAACAUCACUGAAGAUAUUAAAAAAACAAAAGGUCAAAUACUAUGUAAAUUGAGUCAGGUACUUAUUGAAGGUGGUUCCAAUAAAAUCCAAGAGAUUCUUGAGGAGAUCAAUACACUCCCUGAAAUAAGUUCUCACCCCUGUGGAGAGGCUACUAUAAAAUAUAUUCAUGGGCUCUACAAGUUUUCUUGUGGAGAUUUUUCUGAAGCUGAAAUCUGCUUUCAGGAAGCUCUGGUUCUAAGAAAGUGUUGGUAUGGUCCAAUGCACCCCCUAGUGGCUGAAGUAGAGGAGUACAUGGCAGACCUUCUCUGUAAUACAAAGACUGAGACUGGUAUGUCUAGGUCCAGUAGAAGAAGAGCGCUAGAACUUUAUCGACAUGUAUUGGUGGUUAAAGAAGCAGCAAAGCGGCAGGCAUUAUCUCAACACGUUGCAAAGCCCUUAGCGUGUAGCCUGGCCAGCACUCUCUAUAAAUUAGGUAAACUGUUACUGAGUAACUCCAGUCUGCAGGAGAAACGUGAAGCAGUGGAGCUUUUACAAAAAGCAGCGGAUCUUCGGGUCAUCUUGCUCAGUCCCAAUCACAGUUUGUCUAAAGAAGUGUUGUGGAUUUUGAAAAAUGAGACUGCAGCCCCUGACUUAACACUUCCUAGGCAGAAUAACAUGCUACAAGAGCAAGCGAAGUUCUUUCAAUAUGGAAGGAGCACUGCACUGAACUCCCGACAACAGACAAACAUGAAGCUGAGGCAGAGACCCAAAAGCUGCUUUCAACUGAGAUCCUGUACUAGUACUGUCAGCAACAGACUCGAAGAACUUCCAAGGACAAGUUCUGUUCAGAACCACUUUACCAACCAAAGUCCCUGCAGUGUGAGUAUAGGGAAAGGACUAGGGAGUGACAAUGUAAAGAUCAAAACAGACAUCUCUGUGUCUUCGCAAGACAUCCGGCAUGGUUCAUCAAGGGAUAUUGUGUCAGCCAAAAGUGAUGGUGCAUGGCCUAUGUUAUCAAGAAGUGGUGUCGUAUCAGCUGCAAACCAUGCCCAAAAAUGCUCAGUCUACAGGCCUCGGACUGUUUGCCAGACCUCCAUAUCAGGACCCUACAGUACCAUCAAAGAUUUGAUGCCAUCACUUACACUGGAUGUGUCAGGCAGACACAGAGUCUUCCACCGAAUGGCUUGGUACCAUAUACCAGGCAGGUACCCUACUCUUCAUAAACCAUUUCCUCCCAAACGGAAUCUGCUAAGAAGUAGCUUUCAGGCAAACAGAUAGGUGUGACACUCAGUUGUUGCUGUAACAUAGUCUUUGAUGAGCAGCUCAUGCCAGUGUUCUAUGUUCUCAUGCUAAGUGACUAAUCACUUUAUAUUCUUUAUAUCUCUUGAUAUUAUUAGGCAGUUUUCUAGUAUACAUUCGUUUCAGAAAUCAUUUCACUAUUUUUUCUCUGUAACAUACCAUUCAUAACAGCUGCAUCAAGAAUGCUUUCAGGAAUGUUAAAUAAUUGUAUUUUUAACAGAUACACCACAAACCUGCAAAAAUAUAGAUUCUGCCGAGAAUUUGUGAUUGCUUGUGAUUAUACAAUAUGAUUUUCUAUAGACAUGAAAUUGUUACUAAAUUUGUUACAUUACUGUGUUUUUUUUAAAGAAAAUUAUGAAAAUAAAAUAUCGGUGUUAGGACACAAAUCUGCCCCAGGUGGUUUUGCCCCACUCUUUUUUGUAUGUAUCAGUGUGUGCAUGGUGAAUAAGAAAACAAAAUAAAUAAACUGUGG